GUUCGCCCCUGGUCUAAAAGGGGCACAGCAUCUUAGAGAGCUGGAGAACUGCUGGUACUUUAUUCUGUGCGAGUCCGUGUUCAUAUCGUCGAUUGUUCUCACAAGGUUGUUGGCUUUGGCAAGGGAUUGUAUGCGAAAGGGGUGCUUUUCAUUGACUGGAGUGGGUGUUGGAGUUUAUUCGAGUGUUUGACAAUGUGAGAGCGGGGACCGGUGAUAGAGUGAGGGAGCGGAGCGGCUCUCUGCACGGUCUCCGCUCACCAGAGCCGGACCCGCUGCAAGUUCCCUUGGCCAACUGGCCGCAGACUGAUGACUCCAUUGCGUAAAGCCCAUAAUGACAAACACAUUGGCGCUGGAUGUGGGAGCCACCGGCAACUUGCGUCAGGGAUUUAAGGAAUUUCAAACGAAGUAGAGGCUUUUUUUCCCCUCUCUCUCUCUUUUCCUGGGAAUACACCGCUAUCCUGGGAUCCAGGGUGGCGGAGGGAGAGAUUUGGGGACGGUAGUGGAGUUCUGGCGUGCGGAUGAAUCGCGUAAACUGGAAGAAGUGUGCCAACAAUCCGUGAGCGAAGCAAUUUCGGGAGGUUUUCACGAAACUUGCGAGAGGGGAAAGUAGCAGCAGGGCAAGCGAGUAAUUUUCCACAAAGAUGGACAUAUUCUGGAAGAUAUUCCUGAUACUGGAUUGCCUCUUCAUGGAAGUCUUCAAAGGGCCCCAGCUGGCUGAAAGCCAGACAAUACCAGAUGUUUACCCCAGCACAGUUGAAAUAAGAGUUGCUCUCCAUACGUCAUUCAGCUUGAAGUGCUCCGGGGAGAAUGAAGUGGAUUGGGAGUUGCCAGUUUACGAAUCUUUUGAGGAGAAUGUCAGUACAAAAGAUGAAAACAACAACAGUGGAAACUUUGUGAAAUCACUAGAGGUCCAUAAUGCAACAGGAAUUUAUACUGGCAGGUAUACCUGCUAUUACCCAGCACUCCAGCUUGAUGACGAGUUUGAGGGACGAGAUAUCUACGUUUUUGUUCCAGAUCCUGACUAUCCUUUCAUCCCACAAGCCUACUUUGAAAAUAUAGUAAUGGCAGCAGAGGGUGAAGUUGCAGAAAUUCCAUGUCGUGUAUCUGAUCCAGAUGUCUAUGUCACCCUGCUCAAUGUCGAUACUAACACCAUGAUUCCUACAACCUAUCAUAAUAAAGAAGGAUUCAGUGGCCUCUUCAAAGAGGGGACAUAUACCUGUAUCACAACAAUCAAUGGUGUAGAGCACAGAUCAGAAGAAUACAUUGUUAAUAGAUUUAAAGUGGCUGAUGAUCUUUAUGUUGAAAUAGAAGCUGAGAAAACCGUAGUGAAAGUGGGUGAACCAAUCUUAGUGACUUGUCUAGUAAUGGAUAAUGAAGUGGUGAACAUAGACUGGAAUUAUCCAGGAAAAAAUAAAGGAUCUGAGGCGCACCAAGUUCUUAAGGAAAUAAGACAACCAAGCUUAAAAAUAAUGAAGACUUUGCAAAUUGAGAAAGCCACUCUGGAAGAUGCUGGACUCUAUGAAUGUUCUGUGUUACAUGCAACUCGAGAUACCAAGCGAUUAAAGCAGGUUAACAUCCUUGUUAGUGACAAAGGAUUUAUUAAUUUGGAUCCCAGCUAUGGAACAGAAGAAUUUGCAGACCUACAUGAAGUCAAACAGUUUGUGGUGAACAUUGAAGCUUACCCUGAACCCAUGGUGUCAUGGCUGAAAGACAAUGUCACCUUGCAAGAAGAUAACAACGAGGUGAUGAUCAACACAGUAAAAACCCAGGAGAUUAGGUAUCAAAGUAACCUGACCUUGAUUCGUGCGAAGAAACAAGACAGUGGGGCUUACACCAUUGUUGUUAAAAAUGAAGAUAAUAGUACCAGUCAUACAUUUUACUUACAAGUUAAAGUGCCUGCAAAAAUCAUCAAUCUUGUUGAUGUCCACCAUGGUUCUGCGAGUGGCCAGAUAGUUUCAUGUUCGGCAGAUGGGACACCAAGCCCAGAAGUUGAAUGGCUGAUAUGUACAGAUCUAAAAAAGUGUGCAAAUGACUCAUUGCUCUGGAAUGUUCUCCACAACAAUUCCAGUGAUAUUAGCAUUGAGACCCAUCAGACCAAGAAAAAUACUAUAGAGAGCAAGCUGACCUUUCAGAAAGUUGAUAACACGGUCGCUGUGAGAUGCAUUGCAAAGAAUGAGCUUGCAGCCGUUGCACGUGAAGUCAAACUGGUGGCUCACAAUCUCCAUUCUGAGCUGACAGUGGCUGCUGCUGUCUUGGUGUUGUUGGUUAUUGUAAUCAUUUCUCUAAUCGUGCUUGUUGUAGUUUGGAAACAGAAACCAAGAUAUGAAAUAAGAUGGCGAGUUAUUGAAUCAAUAAGUCCAGAUGGGCAUGAAUACAUUUAUGUUGAUCCCAUGCAACUUCCCUAUGAUACCAGAUGGGAAUUUCCCCGGGAUGGACUUGUCCUAGGACGAAUACUUGGCUCUGGGGCCUUCGGAAAGGUAGUUGAAGGAACUGCUUAUGGUUUAAGUCGCUCACAGCCUGUUAUGAAAGUUGCUGUAAAAAUGUUGAAACCUACAGCCCGAUCCAGUGAGAAGCAAGCCCUGAUGUCAGAACUGAAGAUAAUGACACAUCUAGGCCCACAUUUGAACAUUGUCAACUUGCUAGGAGCUUGUACCAAAGCAGGUCCUAUCUAUAUUAUCACUGAGUACUGUUUCCAUGGGGAUUUGGUAAAUUACCUACAUAAGAACCGAGACAGCUUUAUAAGUCGAUACUCUGAAAAGGGAAAAAAGGAAGUGGAUAUUUUUGGUAUAAACCCUGCUGAUGAAAGCACAAGAAGUUAUGUGAUUUUGUCCUUUGAAAACAAUGGCGACUACAUGGACAUGAAGCAGGCUGAAAAUACCCAGUAUGUACCAAUGUUGGAAAGGAAAGGCAGUUCCAAAUACACCGAUGUACAGCAAUACAUGUACGAUCACCCACCAUCACAGAAAAAUAAAUCAUUGACAGAGACAACUCAAGCUUGGAACCCUCUCUUAGAUGACAACUCAGAUGGACUCUCAUUCAUGGAUCUAAUCAGCUUCACCUUUCAAGUUGCUCAAGGAAUGGAGUUUCUGGCUUCUAAAAAUUGUGUGCAUCGUGAUCUGGCAGCUCGUAAUGUUCUCCUUGCACAGGGAAAGGUUGUCAAGAUCUGUGACUUUGGUCUGGCACGAGAUAUCAUGCAUGAUUCCAACUACGUUUCUAAAGGCAGUACAUUCUUACCAGUGAAAUGGAUGGCGCCUGAGAGCAUAUUUGACAACCUGUACACUUCACUAAGUGAUGUCUGGUCUUAUGGUAUUCUUUUAUGGGAAAUAUUCUCUUUGGGUGGUACACCAUAUCCAGGAAUGAUGGUGGACUCCAACUUUUAUAACAAGAUAAAAAGUGGUUACAGGAUGACUAAACCAGAACAUGCUUCUUCAGAUGUUUAUGACCUGAUGGUGAAGUGUUGGAAUAGUGAGCCUGAGAAGAGACCUUCCUUUACACACCUUGCUGAAAUUGUUGGCAGAUUGCUACCUGAGAACUACAAGAAGAGCUACAAACAGUUGAAUGAUGACUUUUUGAAAAGUGACCAUCCUGCUGUUGCUCGCAUGCGGACAGAGUCGAGUGAUUCUUACAUCGGAGUUACCUACACCAAUGAAGAUAAAAAGAAGGAUCGGGAAAGUGGGUUUGAUGAACAAAGGCUAAGUGCUGACAGUGGAUAUAUCAUCCCACUGCCUGAUAUUGACCCAGUCACAGACAGUGAACCUGGCUCUUCAAGAAACCGACACAGUUCCCAGACAUCAGAAGAAAGUGCAAUUGAGACAGGUUCCAGCAGCUCGACUUUUAUAAAGCGCGAGGAUGAAACUAUAGAAGACAUGGAAAUGAUGGAUGAUGUAGCAAUUGAUCCCUCAGAUCUAGUGGAAGACAGCUUCCUGUAACCUGUUCCAUUUAAUAUGGGAGAAUAAACUGCAAGUUAUACAAACACGAUUUUCUCUAUAACCACUUUUUUGAGGCAUCCCCAAGAAGAGAACUUUGAGGUGGGAACUUGAUGGCGUAUUUUAUAACAGAGCCCAACUUGGAACAUCAUUUUGGAAAAACAAUAUGAUUUCUAUCGUAAUACAUAUCAUGUGCAUUUUUCUGUGCAUUAUUUUUCUAUUAUGGUGUUUGUUUCUUCAGAGCAUAUGUACACUGCCAUUUUCAUGAACGAAACAUAAGGCCAUGCAAAGUUAGUUGUGUGUUUCAAAGACUCUUUGCUACAGGGAAGAUGGUACGUUUAUUCAGAUAAUUGACUACAUUUAUUAUUUUAGCAGAUUACUUUGUACGUAUAUAAUGAUAACCAUUGCUAAGAAUGUAAUCUGUGUACCUGAUAUUACAUCAGAUCAUUAUCUCUGUCACAGGAGAAAGGCAAUGACAAUAUUGCUCCCCAGGUGGGUUACAGUAAGUUGUUUAUCAUUCUGCUUAGAUAUCAGUGUACAUCAUCGUCAAACAUGUGUUCUCUUCAAUGCCUACUUCCUACUAAUUAUCAAUUAUGAUGUUCCUUUUGCAAAGCACAAAUUUUGGAAGUUAUUACAUUGUAAAGAACACACUGCAUCAUUGCAAGAUUCUACACAUAACUGCUUCAAUUGUUCGUACAAAUUCAGAAAAAUCAGUGAUUCAUGGAACAUGGAACAGACUGACUACCAUCUACAUUGAAAAGCUAUGACUUUGGAAUUUACUGGUUUCAUUGAGCCAGUGGAUUGAGCCUUAGACUAAACUAACCUGUUUGUUAAUACAACUGCUACAGAAUUGAAGGAUUCACCAAGCUUGGAAAAUUGAUGUGAUUGACCUAUUGCACAUGAUGAAAGCACCUCAGGAGUAAUGAAGAGAAUUCUUGCUGGAGAAGAUUCCCUUUCAUGUGUGCUAAAGCAGAAAGCAAAAGUGCCUCCUCUUUGAGUGAGGAAGUAGUGGGGAAUUUGGCACCAGAAGAUUUUGUUGUUUUAAAUGUAAACAAAUCCUAUCAAUGAUGGUUGAAAAAUCAUAGAGAUUUCUUGACCACAAUCAUUCCAACUAAAAGGAUACCACAAUGCCUGGAAUAUGUAAAUAAUGUAAAUGUUAUCACACUGACUAAUAUAUCGGACAUCAAUUGGUUUCCAUGCAUGUAACAUGUUGAUUGAAGUUGUGAUGUGAAAUCACACUGGAGUAGGAGAAGAACCCUAUGAGUAAUCCAAAAUCUGGAGCUGGGCAAAUUAAAAAUAUUACAAAAUAAUGAACUGACAUUUUUACAGUGUAUUAAUGGUGAAUCUUGGACUGUCUGAUGCAAUAUGAAAUCAAAAGCAAAAUUCAAUUAUUUUCUUGUAAGAAUUUACUGUGUUGAAUGAUUCAAUGGUAAAAGUUCAUAUAAGAGCAGUAUGUGUUGAAUGAUAUUUGUAACUCAUCCAUAUUCUUCACAAACAACAGGCCCAUAUAUAACAGGAAUAUUUAGGGCUUUUAUUGCACAGCAAGCGAAGGCCUUUAUAAUCUAUUCCAGGAUCUGCAUUAAGUUUUUUGAUUUCUUUGUAUGCGUCAUCUAUGUGUACAGAGAUACCACGAAAACUUGCAAAACUGAUCAUUAAUUUCAAACCUGAGAAAGCAUUCAAAUCAAUUAACAAACGUUCAGUCCACUUAAAUAACCACUUCCUAAUCUGAUGAUUUAAAUUCAAGUUAGUCAUCACAUUUACCACAGGAAUGGCAUCAUAUAAUGUUGUCGUUAAGAUCAUCUGGAAGAUUAGUAAACUCCACUUUGGGAUCCCUCAGUUAUUUGACUUGUUCCUGAUUUGGUGAGAUAUUACAUGAUGUUCAUCUAUUUUUGAUUGAACAAAGUGCAUAAUGAGCCUUUCCAGCCUUAAAGUGUAUUGACUGUCAAUAAGACAUCAUUGUUAGUUUUUAAUUGUUUAUUUUCUGACAUCAGAAUUGAACUUGCUAUUGUAAUACAUGACAAAUCCAUUGGGUGGGACUGAUGUAUUUUAACUGCUGAAAUAUUAACAUACUGCAAUAUACUAUACAUUCCAUAGCACAUUAUACUUCCUGUAUUAACCAUGGCAUUAUAAGUUAAUUGCAAGGGAAAACUGAUAGCAAACUACUUUUCCGACUGCUUCUAGUUGUCAAGGCACAUAUUCUAAUUUUAGUGAUGUAACACAUCCCUUAAUGCUCAGGCCAAUGUUGAAAAUCACAAAUUUUACCUGCAUAUCCAGUAUUAAAAACAACUCAUAUAUGUUAAGUGACAAUGAGAACACCUUUUUGUUAUAAAAUGUAAGAUAAACUGUAAAGAAAAUAAUAUGUAUUUUUUCAGACUGGAUUGUUUAAUGUUUCCAUUUAAAGAAGGCUUUCAGACAAUAUCUUAAAUAACCGGGUUAAUGCAGCAGAAGAAAUUGAUGUAGCAUUACCGAGGAAACAUGACUUUACCUUUGAAUGGCUUGAAUGUUAAAAUGUGGUCAAAAUUUUAUCCAAUGGUCUUACUAAGUGACAAAGGACAUUGGGGAUAUAUAAAAUGAUGUUAUACAUCAUUUCUGUAUAUAUAUAUAUAUGUGUGUGCGUGUGUGUGUGUAUAUAUAUAUAUAUAUAUAUAUAUAUAUAAUGUAUUUCAGUGUAGUCAUCUGAGUUACUGCCAUACAUUUAUGUCUAGCUGUAUCACUGCCUAUGUUUAUAUUUUUGACUGUGAUGUACUCCACAGGCACGUUACAUGUUGCACUUUUGAAUGUCUAAAGUAAAAUAUAUUUUAAAAGUUACAAAAAAAGUUUCAAAGGGAUCGAAUUGUGAAUGCGUAGCUGGACUGUAUGUAGGUUAAAGUCUCAAACAUUUUAUUAUGAUGAAAUUACACAAAGUUUUAAAGACUUUUUUAAAAAAAAAAAUUCUUUAUGUUACAUCAAAUACACAUUUUCUAAACUCAGAAUCUCUAUUUCAAUAAAUUCAGAUGAAUUUA
Messenger RNA from Hemiscyllium ocellatum (epaulette shark), 6928 nucleotides. It is a transcript of the gene pdgfra, whose product is annotated as platelet-derived growth factor receptor, alpha polypeptide. NCBI's taxonomy places the organism in Eukaryota, Metazoa, Chordata, Chondrichthyes, Orectolobiformes, Hemiscylliidae. The record is from RefSeq and is a predicted model, not a curated record. The transcript has 23 exons. Bases 642 to 3929 code for a protein of 1095 amino acids. Gene Ontology annotation, cellular component: signaling receptor complex. Gene Ontology annotation, biological process: protein phosphorylation; multicellular organism development; embryonic cranial skeleton morphogenesis. Gene Ontology annotation, molecular function: ATP binding; platelet-derived growth factor binding; platelet-derived growth factor alpha-receptor activity.